This is a messenger RNA of Pollicipes pollicipes, 1551 nucleotides long. Its product is annotated as transmembrane protease serine 9. Gene Ontology annotation, biological process: proteolysis. Lineage: Eukaryota; Metazoa; Arthropoda; Thecostraca; Pollicipedomorpha; Pollicipedidae. The transcript has 6 exons. The record is from RefSeq and is a predicted model, not a curated record. Bases 233 to 922 code for a protein of 229 amino acids. Gene Ontology annotation, molecular function: serine-type endopeptidase activity.
GCGGCCGAACAGCCCGCCGCCGGUCAGCUUCACAUUCUCGGUGGACGUGCGAGUGAGCGACCCGCCGAGCUGGGGCGGCCGUCCCCAGAGCAGGCUCUUCACAUCGCCCGACCGCACCGUCUGGGGCCGCGCCAUCCCCGGCCUGCCCCACAGAAGCCACUGCUGCGGCAAAGUCAACCACAGAACGAAAAUCAUCGGCGGCGGCGAAACCGGGCCCAACGCUUUCCCCUGGAUGGCGGCGCUGGUGCUGCCCGGCGAAGCACGGCCCUUCUGCGGUGGCUCUCUGAUCAACGACCGCUACGUGAUGACGGCGGCCCACUGCGUGGUGGGGACGCGACCUCAGGACACGCGGGUCAUCCUGGGAAAGCACGAGCUGCGCCGAAACUCAAGCACCGACCUGCUGCUCGAGCUGUCCGAGGUGAAGACCCAUCCGCUAUUCAGCACGAUCUUUCUGUGGUACGACUACGCGUUGCUGAAGCUGGCGACUCCGCUGGACCUGCCGAUCGGAGGCAACCUGAUCGCACCGGUCUGCCUGCCCUACCGGAUACCCUACGUGCGAGAGCCGGCGGUGGCUGCCGGCUGGGGCACCACUGAGGGCGGCCAGCAGCCGGAGCGGCUUCGCGCCGUCCGCCUGCGCACCGUCUCCAGCCUGGUGUGCGGCCUGCUGAACCCGGUGACGCUGGCGCGCACCAUGCUCUGCGCCACGGGCAGACUGAUAGCCGGCGGCGCCGACACAUGUUCGGGCGACUCGGGCGGACCGCUGACGGUGCGCGCGCGCUGGCAGCCGGGUCGACGCAUGCUGCUCGGCCUCACCAGCUGGGGCAUCGGCUGCGCGCUGCCGCUGGCGCCCGGCGUCUACGCCAAGGUGCCGGCCGCGCUCGACUGGAUCGUCAGGAACACACCGGACGCCCGCUACUGCUGACCGGAGGCCACGCGGCGGCCGGAGCGGCGCGAGGCCGCUGGGCCGGCUGCUGGUGGAGGUGGAGCGCCGCUGGUGGCCCGUGAACGAAUGCCAGACGCGGCGCGCUGUGAAUCCGGCGGAGGGAUCAGGGCGUUGACGCAGUGGAGUCGCGCAGCAGGGCGUGUUCAGGACAGGUUCAGGGAAGGUGGUGUUGGCACCUGUGGCGUGGCGUUUUAUGUUACUUUGAUGCUUUUGAUUUUAAAUGUUGUUAAACUUGGUGGGUGUGAGGGUCGAAAUCCACCAAUCGCCUUCUUGAUUUGCGGUGAGUGUAGACGUCUGUUCACGUGGAACCGAACUGCUUGUCAGGUAUUAUUGUUGUUCAUGUGAGAACAGUGCAGGUCUGUUGCGAUCAAUAAAAAACUCAGAGAAAGCGUUGUCUGAUGGCACGUUAGACCAUAUCAAAUUUGAUGCGCGCGAAAUGAGUGAUGACACUAACGAUAUGACAUCGGGGUGGUGUUUCCGCCAUAAUUGAUGCAAAAUGCUCUGCAAUGAUAGUGCUCUUUCCAAACAGCUACUGCUUCAAGGUGAUCCUGAGAUAGACAUAAUCGUCAAUAAGCCGUCUCAGUGACAGCGCAAUAGAAUUGAGGGCG